GGAAGGAGGAUCAAUGAUGAAGAACACUCAAUGAAGAAUCAUUGAAUUCCCACCAAUAAAGCUUUGAUAAAUUCACCAACCCAAAUAGCUAUUCUAUAUUUUUGAUAGUAACUCCUUCUCAUGACAUUAAUGGAAUCCAACCUCUGACCACCAUUCUCUCUCUCUCUCUCUCUCUUCUUCUUCUUCUUCUGCUCUGGCUUUCUUCUUUCUUAUUACCUUCCCAAUAUAAAACCACCUUUCUAUGUUUUGUUUCUUUCUCCUUUACUAAUCCUUCUCCCAAGACCUUAAAAAAAAAACCUUUCUUGGUUUCAUUAAAAAAAUCUUUGUUGGGUUUUUUUAUUUUCUUUUCUCUUUUACAAAUAAAAAAAAAAACAGUAAAAACUUGAACUUUACAUGUUCUAUGGUCAGAGACUCAGAGAAACUGAAAGACAAAAGUGCUUCCCACCUUUGGUUGUUUGUUUCUGUUGGCUUUUCUCUUCAUGAAUCUGCAAACCAGACAAGGUGAGAUCACAUUCUUCCUUUAGAGUCCCCCCCAAAUAGAUGCUUCAUACUCCUCAAAAUCUCACUUGUUAUCCAAAAUCCAAAUAAGUAGAGUAUUCCUAAGCUCAGUUAUAGCCUAAACCAACCAUCUUUUGAUUUUAAUGGAGUUGCAGAAGCAGUGAAAGUGAUUUCUAAGGUAGACCCAGAAACCAUUUAUGGCAAUAUCAUGGUUUAGUUGAAAAAAAAAACAAGAUAAUCCACAGAUAAGCUUCUGGGUUUGCUUUGUUUGUCUCAUUCAAAAAAAAAAAAGAUUUUUUUUUUCUUCUUUCCAAAAAAUGGGUUCUUGUUUCUUUGGUUUGAUACUUGUUAUGGCAUUGUUCUUGGAGCCUUUAUCUUGUCAACAAGAACCCAAUUCAGAUGGGUUCUUUGUCUCUGAGUUUUUGAAGAAGAUGGGCUCAAAUUCUUCCUCAUUUUCUCAAAUUUACAACUUUUCUGUACCUGUUUGUAAAUGGCGAGGAGUGUUCUGUGAUGCUAAGAAAGAACAUGUUAUUGAGUUAGUAGUUUCUGGUUUGAGCCUCUCUGGUUCUAUACCUGAUACCACUAUUGGAAAACUGACAAAGCUUCAGACUUUGGACCUUAGCAACAACAAAAUCACUGGCUUGCCUGCUGAUUUAUGGAGUUUAAACUCACUCAAAAGCCUUAAUCUUUCUUCUAACAAGAUUUCUGGCCCACUGCCUAAUGACAUUGGCAACUUUGGUCUUUUGGAAAGCUUUGAUAUUUCAAGUAAUGAUUUUUCUGGUAAAAUUCCUGAAACUAUAGGCUCACUUCUUAGUCUGAGUAGCCUUAAACUCAACAACAAUGGGUUUGACCAGAACAUCCCAUCUGGGAUUCUGAGUUGUCAAUCACUGGUUCUUAUUGAUCUGUCAUCAAAUCGGCUAAGUGGGUCUCUUCCAGAUGGUUUUGGUGCUGCAUUUCCCAAGCUCAAAAGCUUGAAUCUUGCAGGGAAUGAGAUUCAUGGCAGAGAGACUGAUUUGCUGGAGCUGAAAUCCAUCACAACUCUUAAUCUUUCCAGCAACUUAUUUCAAGGUCCAGCCUUGGGGAUGUUUAAGGAGCUAAUGGAAGUGAUUGACUUGAGCAAGAACCAGUUCCAAGGUCACAUUUCUCAGGUACAAUUCAAUACUAGCUAUAACUGGUCAAGUUUAGUUUAUCUAGACUUGUCUGAGAAUGAGAUCAGUGGAGAUUUUUUACACAACUUUGGUCAAGCACAAAAUCUCAAACACCUCAAUUUAGCUCACAACAGAUUUGCUAAGCAGAUGUUCCCAAAUAUUGAACUGCUUUUGGGACUAGAAUAUCUAAAUUUGUCUAGUACUAAUCUCAUUGGUCAAGUUCCUAGUGAAAUCUCAAGGUUGAGUCAUUUGAAUACACUUGAUCUUUCUGAGAACCAUCUUGUUGGUCAUAUCCCAUCAGUGAGUGCAAAAAAGCUCCAGAUUUUUGAUGUCUCAAGAAACAACUUGACUGGAGACAUUCCAGUUUAUCUUUUAGAAAAACUCCUUUGGAUGGAAAGGUUCAACUUUUCCUACAAUAACUUGACCCUUUGUGCUUCUCAAAUUCCCCUUGAAACUCUCAAAACAGCCUUCAUUGGAUCAUUAAACAGUUGCCCCAUUGCUGCAAACCCAGCCCUCUUCAAGAAAAGAUCGUCCUCGAACCAUGGUGGUCUAAAGCUUGCCCUGGCUUUGGCUCUCUCCAUGGUAUGCUUGCUUGCAGGGUUGCUUUUUCUAGCAGUUGGUUGCAGAAGGAAAAAUAGAUUGUGGGCUGUUAAGCAACCUUCUUAUAAAGAAGAACAGACUAUUUCGGGUCCCUUUUCAUUCCAGACCGAUUCCACUACAUGGGUGGCUGAUGUUAAGCAAGCAACAUCAGUUCCUGUAGUAAUUUUUGAGAAACCAUUGUUGAAUAUCACAUUUGCAGACCUCUUGUCAGCAACCUCAAACUUCGACCGAGGCACCCUUUUGGCUGAAGGUAAAUUCGGGCCUGUAUACAGAGGUUUCCUACCUGGUGGAAUACAUGUCGCGGUAAAAGUUCUUGUCCACGGUUCUACAUUGACUGAUCAAGAGGCUGCAAGGGAGCUCGAGUAUCUUGGCCGAAUCAAACACCUAAAUCUUGUUCCUCUUACUGGAUAUUGCUUAGCUGGAGAUCAGAGACUCGCAAUAUAUGAAUACAUGGAGAAUGGGAACUUGCAGAAUUUGCUACAUGAUUUGCCACUUGGGGUCCAAACAACAGAAGACUGGAGCACAGAUACAUGGGAAGAAGAUGAGAAUGCUGACAUCCAAAAUGUUGGCUCUGAAGGAUUGCUAACAACAUGGAGAUUUCGUCAUAAAAUUGCGCUAGGAACAGCACGAGCAUUGGCAUUUCUUCACCAUGGUUGUUUUCCUUCAAUCAUUCAUAGAGAUGUUAAAGCCAGCAGUGUUUAUCUAGACGACAACUUGGAGCCUAGAUUAUCUGAUUUCGGGUUGGCUAAGAUUUUUGGGAACGGUUUGGAUGAGGAGCUCGCUUGUGGAUCACCAGGGUAUGUGCCUCCAGAGUUUUCUAAGCCAGACAUCGAUUCACCAACAUCAAAAUCCGAUGUCUAUUGCUUUGGUGUUGUGCUCUUCGAGUUGCUAACCGGGAAAAAGCCAAUUGAAGAUGACUAUCCAGAUGAAAAGGAAGGAAAUUUGGUUGGUUGGGUUAGAGGGUUGGUCAGAAAGAACAAUGCUGCAAGAGCCAUUGAUCCGAAAAUUCGUAAUACAGGACCAGAAGAGCAAAUGGUGGAAGCACUCAAAAUUGGUUAUCUGUGCACAGCUGAUCUUCCUUCAAAGAGACCAAGUAUGCAACAAAUUGUUGGACUUCUUAAAGAUAUUGAAUCAAGUUCUAAUAACAAUCAAUGAGUUGGAAGUAGGGAAAAUCAAUCAAAUACAUAAUGGAGAUUCUUGUUUCUUAUUUUUCUUUUCUUUUCUAUUGUUUCUUUCUCUUUUGUUAAUGUCAAAUCUUUCCCUUUCUGAUAUGCCACAAGGGAAAAUGUACAGCAGUCCUUUAACUUCUGUUUUGGACAUGGUGCCUUUCUUUAUGGCCAACUUCUUUUUGGCUCUAAUUUAUAUACACAGAAUUUUGUUCCUUGAAAAA
Messenger RNA from Cannabis sativa, 3636 nucleotides. RefSeq names its product probable LRR receptor-like serine/threonine-protein kinase At2g24230. The transcript has a single exon. The record is from RefSeq and is a predicted model, not a curated record. Gene Ontology annotation, molecular function: protein kinase activity; ATP binding; protein binding. Gene Ontology annotation, biological process: protein phosphorylation. Bases 816 to 3401 code for a protein of 861 amino acids. NCBI's taxonomy places the organism in Eukaryota, Viridiplantae, Streptophyta, Magnoliopsida, Rosales, Cannabaceae.